UCAUCACUCGUCUGUCAAACAGCGUCGGCGUCAGUUGAGAAAAAAAUUCUUCCUCAAAUUCCGAACCAAUCUCGCGACCAGACCAUGUCCUCCAGUUCCGACGAAGCCGGUUCCAACCCGGCGCCACCGCCGCCAGCAGCAGCCGCCCCCGUGGCCAAGGCCCGCGCCUCCUCGUCAGCGGAGUCAUCGGACGAAGAACUUGCGGCGGUCCAACCGUGGCUGGACAAGGUGAUGGAAGCGUUCAUCAACAUUCCGUCCGAGGACGCCAAAAAGGGCAUUUCGAUGUUCAAGGUGAGGAACUACCUCCAGGACAAGCACCACGUGACCAAGGCCAAGGUUCAGAAGGAAGUUAAUCCGGCGCUGAAGGUCGCACUGGCCCGGAAGUACAUCAUCAAGACGACGGCGCUGAACAACGUGUUCAUGGGAUCGGCCCGGCUUAAUCCGGCGUACGCCAUCAGCCGGCUGCGGCACAGCGAGGAAACGGAGGACGAAAAGGUCGGAGGAGCCGGUGGCCGGAAGCGCAAGGCCAGCGCCGAUGAGGAUGGAACCAAAAGCGUCAAGCGGCGAUUUCCGUUCGGAAAGGCGCACUGAAGCUGCCCCGCGCGGAACAGCUUUGGCCUCAGAAGCUUCCUGAGCAAAGGGAAGUGUUUCGGAAGAGGCCUGGAGAAGCUGGAUUUCUUUUUUUGUUAUUUGUUAGUUUUGAAAAAUAUUCCUUUUUGUUCUUCGUUUUAAAAUGAAUUCAAACGGUCUGAUUUACCAUGUGAAAUGGAAUCACACAUUUACUAAAACAGAUCCUAAAACUUGUUAAUUUAUUCGAAAAUAAAUAAAUGCUGUUAAUAUAUUUCCAAAGGCAAAAACUAAAAA
Molecule: messenger RNA, 864 nt
Organism: Culex quinquefasciatus (southern house mosquito)
Lineage: Eukaryota; Metazoa; Arthropoda; Insecta; Diptera; Culicidae
Exons: 1
Coding region: 85-591 (168 amino acids)
Biological process (GO): nucleosome assembly
Cellular component (GO): nucleosome
Molecular function (GO): DNA binding
Source: RefSeq, a predicted model, not a curated record